GAGUCAUCAUGAACACCGUCAUCAUCCGCCCAGGUAAAUACCUGUGUCUGGAGCUGGACGUCAUCCCCGUCCUCCUCCGGCUGCUGUCAGAGGAGGAGGAUGAGGAGCGGAAGAAGAGGAGGAAGACUCUGGUCAUCUACUGCCUGAGGGCCCUUACGGGGCUGUCCGAGGCCCCGGAGGGCCGCGUCAUCCUGAGCAAUGAGCUCCCCCUGCUGGAGCGGAGGAGCAACGAGCAGGACGAGGACGUGCGGCGCGCGGCGCAGACCGCCAUCAAGGUGGUCACCUGGAAGCCCUGACCGAACCACCGACCCGGUUCUGCUGGCCCAAAGGCCGGAAGGGUCCACCCGACAGGAAAUAUAGAACUACAAAACUA
This is a messenger RNA of Poecilia latipinna (sailfin molly), 373 nucleotides long. RefSeq names its product radial spoke head 14 homolog. The transcript is spliced from 2 exons. Lineage: Eukaryota; Metazoa; Chordata; Actinopteri; Cyprinodontiformes; Poeciliidae. The record is from RefSeq and is a predicted model, not a curated record. Bases 9 to 296 code for a protein of 95 amino acids.